AUGGAGAAACAGGAGAUAGGCGUUCCUGCGGCCUCUUUGGCAGGAAUAAAACAUAUUAUACUGAUCCUUUCCGGAAAAGGUGGUGUCGGUAAAAGUUCGGUAACUACGCAGACUGCGCUGACCCUUUGCAGUACGGGCUUUAAAGUUGGAGUUUUAGAUAUUGAUUUAACUGGGCCAUCCUUACCGAGAAUGUUUGGCCUAGAGAAUAAAUCUAUUUACCAAGGUCUUAAUGGUUGGCAACCCGUGGAAGUGGAAACUAAUUGCGCUGGUUCUCUUAGUGUAAUAUCAUUGGGGUUUUUGCUAGGCGAUAGAGGGAAUAGUGUGAUAUGGAGAGGGCCCAAGAAGACUUCUAUGAUAAAACAAUUCAUCUCCGACGUCGCCUGGGGUGAAUUGGAUUACCUACUAAUCGAUACCCCUCCAGGAACAUCAGAUGAACAUAUUUCGAUUGCAGAGGAGCUGAGAUAUUCCAAACCGGAUGGUGGUAUUGUAGUGACUACCCCACAGAGUGUUGCAACAGCUGAUGUCAAAAAGGAAAUUAAUUUCUGCAAAAAGGUUGAUCUAAGAAUCCUUGGUAUAAUUGAAAACAUGUCAGGGUUUUUAUGCCCGCACUGUGCAGAAUGUACAAAUAUCUUUUCUAGUGGAGGUGGCAAAAGAUUAUCCGAACAAUUUUCUGUCCCAUAUCUAGGUAACGUUCCUAUAGAUCCAAAAUUUGUUGAAAUGAUUGAAAAUCAAGCUUCAAGUAAAAAGACGCUUGUAGAAAUGUAUAGAGAGUCGUCUCUUUGUCCUAUUUUUGAAGAAAUAAUGAAGAAACUGAGGAGACAAGACAUUACAACUCGUGUUGUGGAGAAACACGAUCAACCUCAAAUAGAUUGA
Saccharomyces paradoxus is the source of this 873-nucleotide messenger RNA. It is a transcript of the gene CFD1, whose product is annotated as iron-sulfur cluster assembly protein CFD1. Bases 1 to 873 code for a protein of 290 amino acids. The transcript has a single exon. The record is from RefSeq and is a predicted model, not a curated record. Lineage: Eukaryota; Fungi; Ascomycota; Saccharomycetes; Saccharomycetales; Saccharomycetaceae. Gene Ontology annotation, biological process: iron-sulfur cluster assembly. Gene Ontology annotation, molecular function: ATP-dependent FeS chaperone activity; ATP binding; 4 iron, 4 sulfur cluster binding. Gene Ontology annotation, cellular component: cytosol.